Contarinia nasturtii (swede midge) is the source of this 5814-nucleotide messenger RNA. RefSeq lists its product as uncharacterized. Gene Ontology annotation, molecular function: metalloendopeptidase activity. Gene Ontology annotation, cellular component: plasma membrane. The record is from RefSeq and is a predicted model, not a curated record. Lineage: Eukaryota; Metazoa; Arthropoda; Insecta; Diptera; Cecidomyiidae. The transcript is spliced from 13 exons. Gene Ontology annotation, biological process: Notch signaling pathway; membrane protein ectodomain proteolysis.
UUGUGCUUUUUGUGGUUUUUUCUUUUAAUGAAAUAAUGAAGAAAAAAAUCCAUUCUAGCCAUGGUCUGAAGUAAAAUCAUAAUAGUCAAUUUUUCAAUCGAUGAGUCAGUGCAAACAAUCUGGCAUUUAAUAUCAAUAACAAAACGAAGCAACAAUUUUGAUUUUUGGUUAGUGUGAUUUUGUUGAUUAUGUAGUGAGUAACACAAAAAAAAAAUCCAACACUGUUUGAAUGGAAAUCACAACGAAAUUUAUGUUAGUAACGACUCCCAAAUGGUUUGAGUGGACCGAAAAAAUUUAACUUUUUAAGUCACAAAAAUCUGCACAGUUUCAAAUAGUGAUGUGAUAUUUAAAUAAUAUAAUGAGUUGGAUACUUAUUGGGGUGAUUUUCACCUUGGCGCACACAAGUCGACAUAGAACAACAUUUGAUAGGAUUAUUAGCACAAAUGGAUUAGCUGUUGAAGCAUCACCAGUUCCACAAAACGUUCCAUUCUUGAAACCAAUCAAUCCGUACAUUAAACAUUGGGAAGCGGCUCAUUUCGAUGCGAAAAUAAUCGCAGAUGCACGGCAUCAACAUGAAAUCAGACGGCGCAAACGACAUACCAACAGCAACAGCACAGCAAAUGAUGCCGUCGCUCCACCAGCAAACACCAUAAAAUUUCAAUUCUUUGCCCAUAACAGAGAGUUCCGUGUGGUAGUUCGUGAAGAUCCCAAUUCGAUAUUUUCACAAAAUGUUGAAAUCGAAAAUACCGAUGGACCGAUACAUUACGAUGUAUCGCGUAUAUAUUCAGGAAGAUUGGAAGAUCAUGAUGAUAGCAUUGUUCAUGGCAUUUUGACUGAGAAUAAUUUAUUUGAUGGAUCGAUUAUAACACCAACCGAAAAUUAUUACAUUGAACCAGCUUCCCGAUAUUCCAGCGAAUUGACCAACAAUGGAAUCCACACAAUUGUAUAUAAAACAAGCGAUGUGCAGAUGUUACCACAUCAAAAACCAACAACAUCAUCCAAUGAUCCAACGAAACAUUAUUGUGCAAGCCAACGGCUUCACGAGAAAAUGAAGAAAAUACGCAAAAAACAGCAAAUCUACGAUGCACUCGACAUAAAAUUAAGUGAUAAAAAUACAAUUAACGAACCGAAUGCAAAUAAACACUUGAUGCGCAACAAAAGAUGGUUGGCGGAUGAGUUGAUUGAGAGUCGUGAUCCACCAUUGCCCUUAGAUUUAGAUGCACCAUACAACGAUGAAUUUACCGUUUACAGUCGUAAAUAUAACAAAGAUCACACUGCCAAAACGGACGAACCAUGGAGAAAUAUUUUAAUUACCAGUUACAAUGCGAAAAAUGAUUACGCUUCACGAAAUCUAUCGAAAAACCAUUCAAAUGUCACCGGUAAUGCGGACAAAGAACAAAUUCGUAUUUUGAAUGGAAAUUAUUCAAAGCCUAGCCAUAAAACGCACGUUGAAAUCAUCACAAAAAAUGGUGCUACACGAAAACCAAAUAUUAUUGGCAGCAAUUAUAAUCCGGAAGUGAUAUUGACACGAAAUAAUUUCCAUCAUCAUCAACAUCAUUCGAUCAUCAAUAAUAACAUUCAUGCGAAUGGGAUUGAUGCAAAAUCAACGUAUGACCGAAAAAGUACAUGUAUGCUAUAUUUACAAGCCGAUCACACGUUCUUCGAAAAGCUCGGCUCCGAAGAGGCAAGCAUCGAAGCAAUUACCAGACAUGUACAACGUGCCAAUACAAUUUAUAAAAAUACAGAUUUCAACGGAGAUGGAAAGGCUGAUAAUAUAACAUUCAUGAUUAAACGAAUUAAAAUACACACAUCAAAUGCCUUAAAAGACACUAAUUAUCGUUUUCCGGGAAAUUAUGGUGUCGAAAAAUUUCUAGAGUUAUUUUCAGAGGAAGACUAUGAUGCAUUUUGUUUAGCCUACAUGUUUACAUAUCGAGAUUUCGAAAUGGGAACGCUGGGAUUGGCAUGGACGGGUGAUUUGAAAAAUGCUGGUGGUGUUUGUGAAAAGAAUGGCCAUUAUCGAGGAUCAUUAAAGUCACUUAAUACGGGCAUUGUAACACUUUUGAACUAUGGCAAACAUGUUCCGCCGGCUGUGUCACAUGUUACACUCGCACAUGAGAUUGGCCACAAUUUCGGAUCACCGCAUGAUCCAGAAAUGUGCACACCGGGCGGUGAAGAUGGCAAUUAUAUUAUGUUUGCCAGAGCUACAUCGGGUGAUAAGAAAAACAAUAACAAAUUCUCACCAUGUUCGCUAAAAGCAAUUGAACCUGUACUAAACUCCAAGGCUCGCUCUAGCAAAGGAUGCUUUACCGAACCCCAACAGGCCAUUUGUGGUAAUGGUGUUGUUGAUCCGGGUGAAGAGUGUGAUUGUGGUUGGGAAGAAGAUUGUAAAGACUUAUGCUGCUAUCCAAUGUCAACAAAUCCAAGCAUCGAUGAAAAACCAUGCACACUAACACCAAAAGCAUAUUGUAGCCCAUCACAAGGUCCAUGUUGCACCACAUCUUGUACAUUGAAAUUCGGCGAUAAGUGCCGUGAUGAUAAUGGUUGUCGCGAUCCAAGCUUUUGUAAUGGUCAAGCGGCACAGUGUCCGCCAUCUGUAAACAAACCGAAUAAAACAAUUUGCAACAUAAUUCACAUGCUUUUGUCUUCGGAUCGUUUUCAGUGGGAAUGCAUUGGCAUGAUUCCAAGCCGUAUGCCAAGCAAAUUGAACCGGUACAAUCGCCCAUGAAACACACAAACUCUUUGUUGCAAAUUGCCUGGCGAAGGGAAUCCGUGCAAAAGCUCAUUCGAAUGGAAUGACAAACCAUAUGAUGUACCUGAUAUGUAUUCGAAGCCAGGCACUCCGUGCAAUGAUUAUAAUGGUUAUUGUGAUGUCUUUCAAAAAUGUCGUGAAGUUGAUCCGGCCGGACCAUUGGCAACCUUACGUCGUUUAUUGCUGUCUGAAGAAUCGAUUGAAUCCUUUAAAAAAUGGGUUUACUCCAAUUGGUUCAUUGUUGCACUCAUUAUCAGUGGUGUUAUUUCGUUAUUGAUUUUAAGUACGAGACUUUUUGGAAAAGAAAUCAAUCGAAAGUCAAAGUCUGUAACAAUAAUCCAUAGUGCAACCACAGAAACAGUUCGACUCCCUGAUGAUAGUAAUGGGGUUAUUGUACAUGCUGCAAUACGAACAAAAGUGCCGCUAAAGAAAAAAGUUCGUGGCGAACGUAGUAAAACAAAACGUUCGUCUUCGUCAAAGAAUGUUGAAAAUUCAUCGAAAAAUGUAGAAAAGACAACAAGUGCAGCAGCAGCAGCAGCAGCAACAGUGGCCGCCACAGCACUCGUAAACGGAGCUUCAACUAGCAAUCCAAAGAGUAAUACACUCAAACGUUCAAUUGUAAAGCAAACAAAGAAAAUACGUAGUCGAAAACCAUCGGAUGGUGCACAUUUGGAUGGUGGUAAAUCAUCGACAAAUCCACUGACCACAACAGUGGCCAAGGUAAAAAGUUCACAAUCGAAAACAAAGUCAUCGUCAAAGACAAAAGAAAUGUUAAAUUAUACAAAACGUUCAUCGAUCGACGAUGACAAAGUAAAUGCAUUUGGAAAAGUGCAACAAUGGCUGGUUGCAAUGGAUUCACCAACGCAGGCAACAUCUGCCCUACAAGAAUUAGAUCAAUUAGAUAAAUCACGACCAAUUUGCAAAUCACAAUCACAAACGCAUAAUUUGAGCGCAACACAACGUUCACCGAAAAAGGUGAAAUCACUAAGCAAUUUACAAGAAAAAGUGAAAUUGCAAGUUGUUUAUAAGCCACCAUUUAAGUUAAGUCUUAAGCUAUCGAAAAAUUCGGCUGUGCAAACAAGAGUGGCAAAUCCGGCUGAGGUGUCGACACGUGCUCGACGAACGGGACGCAUUGACAAAACCCGAAAAUCAUCCGCUUUAAUUGAUAAAAAGAAACCAAGAACGGCACUAUUAUUGCAAUCGAAAAAUGGUCGUGACGAUGAUCAUGGUUUUCGAUUGAAAUCGCAUCAUCGUCGUACAGAGGAUCGACAACAAUUAAUGCCAUCGGCCGAUCGUAAAAAAGAUACACUUGAAUUAAAAGCCGAAAAAUCCAAUUCAAAUGGCAGAGGUGCAAUAGCCGAUGAUAAAAAUGAAUCAAUAAAACCAUUGAAUACAGAUACAUUUAGAAUCAGUAAAACGUCCAGCGGAACGAAGCUUUUAUCGAAUAGCAUAAAUGGUUUAAAUGAAAUCGAUAAUCCGCCAUCGCUUUGCAUGGCUAUCGAAUCAAAUAAAUUGAAUGCACACCGAAACAGCUUUAUAAAUAAUAUACGCAAUAGCAGCGGUGGUGGUGGUGUGGUUACAUCAUUGACAGCAUCAUCAUCAUCGUAUGCACCAAACAAUCGAUCGAGUACAUCGAAUUUAACGAAAGAUUUGCAUAAAAUCACCAGAUCUAGUACAACGAAUCUGUCGAAAAAUCAAUCGCACCGCAAUAGUUUCGAUGUGAAACCCAAUAACAAUUUUCAUGAAGUAAAUCGUAGCAAUAGUACGCAUAAUUUUAGUAAAGAUCGUCUCAGUGAAACAUUGCAUUCAAAUUUACAAAAGCAAUUCGCGCACAAUACACGCAAUUCCAAGACAAAUUUAAAUAGCAGCGAAAAUGGUUCAUCUGCCGUUUCCUCUACCUCAUCAACGAAUACAAAUGUGAGUUCGACCACAAAUUUAAAUGCAACCAACGUAAAUCGAUUUGAAUAAAAACGUUAAACGAAUUGUUCGUGAAUGAAAUGAACAACAACAAAAUCGUACCACACAAUUUACGCACAUACCACCCACAAAGACAUAAACAAAAACCGUACACACAACAACUGAUUACACAAUGUCUUUGAUCGGACGAACAACUGUUACUAUUCGGUGGUGUAGAGAUGCCGAUUUAUAUUUUAUAACUUUAUAACGAACAUACGCUUUAUUAAAAUGUCGCAGGCGAUUGGAUUCGGUUCGCUUGCGGGCGAUAUACAUAGAGACGAGAAUAUAUAUUUAUAUAUAUGUAUAUUUCUUUAUUUUAUCGCUUGGCUUGGUCUCUAUUUCUCUCUGCUUAUCUCGAAUUAUUGUUUAUGUUUGCAAACUCUGAUGGAAAAUGAUCGACUUUUAUUUUAAAAUUAGCAUGAAUAUUCUAUUGUAUACAGGUAUAACUAUUUGCAUCAGCGCUUCCAUGUAUUAUAACAAGAAAAAAAACGGAAAAAAAGAACUAAUUGAAAACAGAAAAAAUUUAGCUAAAUUUCGAAAUGAUGGUAGACGAUCAUGCCGAUUCACAUUAUGAUGAUUGAGUCGAGCAAAUAGAAAGCCCCGGUUGCUUACCCUUAUUUUUCACUCAAUUUCCAAAAAAAAUUAUAUUUGUAUAAUGCAAUAUAUAAGCAUGAUUGCUUAACAAUGAAUCUUCAGUGAAAAAUGCUUUCAAUAAUAAGGUGAACAAAAAAAUAUUGCAUUUUUUCGCGCAUUUCGAUAUUUUAACGAUUAACAGCAAACUAACACAAUAUACAUUAAUAAUAGAUAAAUUUCGAAAACAUUGAUAACGCUAGCCCAAUCAAAUCUGGAUCGCACUAAAAAUAAAUCUAAAACUUAUUUGGUCCAGAUAACGGCGGCUACAGCUGUCUAUAGACAGUGAAUUCGAACGAACGAAUUAAAAUAACUUCCUAGCAUAAUUUACAGCUGUUGUGACAAUUCCUAUUGCAAAAUGCAAAAUAUAUCCGGUAUAAUAUUUUUGAUAUUCUUCUAAGUGGAAUGAACACACCAAAAAAGGAUAGAACUAAAAAACGAAAAAAAAAAAAAAUGAAAUUUAAAAUUCUCAAAGCAAA